AUGCUAUCCGAAAACCAGGAUGUGAAGAGAAAGAGGGCCAAUUCGCUUAGAACACAAAUGUUCAAUAAACAUCUGUACAGCAAAUUCACCGGUACUGCCACAGACGCUAAUGACAGUAACGAAACGGAAGAGGUUGAACUAGAUGAAGUCGAGAACAAUGAAGGGAACUUUUCCUCGAGUAACGGAUUUUUCGCUAUACAAGAGGAUCUUUUCGAGGACGAAGAAGACGUGCAAGACGGCCUGGAACAGAAAACGCCGAACAAAUCGCACAAAAUAAACUUACUUACCAGGAUCUUGGACUUGUUUUUGGAUAGAAGGCGAAUGUUGCGUUCCGAAAAUGGAAGACAUAUACCCAUAUCGUUAGAUCAUUCCACGGAAGAGUAUACAGGUUUUGUACACAGCAAAAGCGGCUUACUUAUUGAUGAGCGAACUAACAGACCGUAUAUCAACAACGCUAUAACAUCAUCCAGAUACACAGUAUACUCUUUCCUGCCGAAACAAUUCUUUGCACAGUUCUCUAAGCUUGCCAAUACAUACUUCCUGGUGAUUGCCAUUCUACAAAUGAUUCCGGGAUGGUCUACGACUGGUACGUACACAACCAUUGUCCCUCUUUUGAUUUUCAUGGCGAUAUCCAUGGCAAGAGAAGCAUACGAUGAUUUCAGGAGACAUAUACUAGACCGCGCGGAAAACAGGAAAUUAUGCAAAGUUUUAGUAAAGGAUCGAAGGACAACACCUGAACUGGACUCGACUGAUCCAAACGAGACUGACUCAAAAGAUCAAGGUACCCACUUCACAAAUUUCAAACUCUUAGCGAAUAACCACAACGUUUAUCUUGCAGAUACCGAAUGGAAAGACCUAAGAGUAGGCGACUUCAUACUGUUGCAACAGGAUGAAUGGGUACCUGCAGACAUACUGUUACUAACUUGCGAUGGAGAAAAUAACGAGAGUUUUAUAGAAACUAUGGCGCUAGAUGGUGAAACAACUCUGAAAAAUAGGGUGCCACAUCAAGAAUUGCACAAGAUAGCUUGUUCCGCUUCAGGGUUGGCUAACAUUAAUGCAAGAAUGACAUUGGAAGAUCCCAAUAACGAUUUGUAUAAUUUUGAGGGUAAUCUAGAACUGCACGAUACCCAAAACAACACGUUGAAAGAAUAUCCGUUGGGUCCCGAGAACAUUGUAUACAGGGGCAGUAUAGUAAGGAACACACAAUACAUCGUUGGCAUGGUCAUAUAUAGUGGUGAAGAAACAAAGGUGAGGAUGAAUGCAAUCAAAAACCCGCGGACGAAAGCGCCUAAGUUGCAAAAACAGAUUAAUAUAAUUAUCGCAUUUCUGGUGUUUGUCGUUGCAACAAUAUCUUUAUUUUCUUAUCUAGGACAUGUCUUGGCCAAUAAGGGUUCAAUUGAUGGAAAUAAAGCAUGGUACCUAUGGGAAGAAGAUGCGGGCCCCGCAGCAACUAUCAUGUCAUUCAUUAUCAUGUAUAACACUAUGAUCCCACUGUCGCUAUAUGUUUCCAUGGAAAUCGUAAAAGUGGCUCAGAGCAAAUUGAUGGAGUGGGAUAUUGACAUGUAUUACGAAGAAACGGACACCCCAUUUGAAGCAAGAACAGCCACUAUUCUAGAAGAGCUAGGACAGGUGUCGUACAUAUUUAGCGAUAAAACAGGUACGCUAACAGACAACAAGAUGAUCUUCAGAAAAUUCACACUAUUGGGAUCUUCUUGGGUUCAUAACAUCGAACCCGCAGAAUUAAAUUCCGAAGAAAGUGGCUCAACUGAUGUUGAUAUGGUUUCAGUAGACAAUCAGAACAUUUUGAACAGUUCUAACUUGGCUUCCCACAUUAACAGACCCAAUGAGAUCUACAGUCACCAUAGUCCUCGAACCUCCAUAGAAUACAAGGGUAAUUCGUCAGCUACAUAUGCUGGAAGACCCAGCAUGAGUUCGUUAUUUGCGAAACAGAACCAAUGGAGCGCAAAGAAACAAAGUUUACAAAACAAUUUUAUCACUCCCUUAACAGAAAACCUGAAAACUACUUUUGACUUGAUCAAGUUUCUACAGAUGUAUCCAGAUAUGAUGUUCUCCCAAAAAGCAAAAUUUUUUAUUUUGUCAAUAGCAUUGUGUCAUGCUUGUAUACCGAAAAGGGCUGACGGAGUGGAUACAGAAGAUGAUGUGAUUGAAUACCAGUCCUCUUCUCCAGACGAAUUAGCAUUGAUAACAGCUGCAAGGGAUAUGGGCUACGUUCUUACGAACAGAAGUGGACAGACUUUAACUAUUAAAACGUAUCCUAAUGGCUUUGAUGCCUCCCCUGUUCUGGAUGAAUAUGAGAUACUUAAUUACAUUGACUUCAAUUCCCACAGAAAGAGAAUGUCAGUGUUGGUAAGAGUGCCUAAUGAGAAUAACAGAAUACUGCUGAUAUGCAAAGGUGCAGAUAAUGUCAUCUUAGAGCGUCUACACAACAAAGAUCUUGCGUUAGAAAAGCUAAACGAUAUUAAUGACGUUGCAGCUGAGCGGAAAGAGGAUGAGGCGGAACUUGUAAUUCAACAAAGAAAGUCUCUUGAAAGGGUCGCAUAUGAUGAAGGUAUACCGCGAUCAUCUUUGCGUGGUUCGAUGUCCAACGAUGGUAGAGCCAGUAUGUCUUUACAGGCGAUCCGAAAGAGCGUUUAUCAAAGGAACAAGAAGAUUGAUCCCGAGAUGCAGAUCGACACACUCGACGAUGUGUUGGCUACUGUCAGAAAGGGCAGCAAAGACCUCGAUGCUGUCGUUAACAAAAGUCGGAAAUCCCUACAUUUGCAGCAACUGAACAAAUAUGGCCCCAAAACGUCUAUUGACAUGAAGGUUCAAAACGAAAUAGGUAAUAAUUUUAGGAGGAAUGUCAAAGAGAACGCAGAAAGACCAACCUCAGUUUUGGAGUAUAUUGGUUCUGAUGAGUUGAUGCUAAAUGAAGAAUACGUGCUUGAAAAAACUAUCCAAGCGAUAGACGAUUUUUCCACCGAAGGACUGCGGACUUUAAUGUUCGCAUACAAAUGGAUCGAUAAUAACUCAUACAAUUUAUGGAACAAACGUUUUCAUGCUGCUCAGACUUCAUUAAACGAUCGUAAAGUUAAAACAGACAGAGUAGGGGCUGAAAUUGAACGGGACUUAUUCAUCUUAGGUGCCACUGCAAUAGAAGAUAAGCUACAGGAAGGUGUUCCGGAGACCAUUGAAAAAAUAAAGCGUGCUGGUAUUAAGCUAUGGAUGUUAACCGGUGACAAACGUGAAACAGCCAUAAAUAUUGGAUACUCAUGCAAAUUAAUAUAUGACUACUCCACCGUUGUCAUUCUAACAACAAACGAUGAGAAUAUUAUCUCGAAGAUGAAUGCCAUAAGUCAAGAGCUAGAUUUUGGUAACAUGGCUCACUGUGUUAUAGUCAUAGACGGAGCCACUCUGUCCUUUUUUGAAAGCAACCCGACUAUGAUGUCCGUGUUCGUUGAACUGUGUACCAAGACGGAUGCAGUUAUAUGUUGUCGUGCCUCACCUUCUCAAAAAGCUCUCAUGGUAAGCAACAUUAGAGAAACCAAUAGAAAUACGGUUACCUUAGCUAUUGGUGAUGGUGCAAAUGAUAUUGCCAUGAUACAAGCAGCAGAUAUCGGUAUCGGUAUAGCUGGGAGAGAGGGACUGCAGGCAUCCAGAUCAGCUGACUAUUCUUUUGGUCAAUUUCGAUUCCUGUUGAAGCUGUUACUUGUGCAUGGUCGCUACAACUAUAUCAGAACUGCGAAAUUUUUGUUGUGCACUUUUUACAAAGAAGCAACAUUCUAUAUGACUCAACUGAUCUACCAGCGGUACACAUUGUUUUCUGGUACCUCGUUUUAUGAAUCGUGGUCUCUGUCCAUGUACAACACUUUGUUCACAUCGUUGCCCACAAUUUGUAUUGGAAUGUUUGAAAAAGAUCUGAAGCCAAUCACACUGCUUACUGUUCCAGAAUUAUACUCAUUUGGUAGAUUAUCAGAGGGGUUUAACAUUUGGAUAUUUUUAGAGUGGCUGUGCCAGGCUUCCGGGAAUGCCUUACUGGUUACCUUUUUGAAUGUCAUCAUUUGGGGGGAAACCUCAUUAUCGGACAAUUCAAUGUACCCACUAGGUGUUGUCAAUUUCACUGCCAUUAUAACAUUAGUUGCCGUCAAGUUCCAGUUCUUGGAAAUGAGAAAUAAAAACUGGCUUGCAUUUACUGCGUUUAUCCUAUCUGCCGGUGGAUGGAUUGUUUGGGUAUGUGCACUACCUGUUUUGCAUAGGACGAACGGUGAAUACGACGUCAAAUAUGGGUUCUAUCACCAUUUCGGCAAAGACAUAACGUUUUGGUGCACCUGUUUAGUGUUGACCACGUUACCACUAAUCAUCGAUGUCGUGUAUCAAACUGUGAAAAGAAUGCUAUGGCCUUCAGACGUGGACAUUUUCGCCAAUUUGGAGAAGAAAGGUAUUGUCAGAAAGAAACUGGAGCUGGGUGCAUACAAUGAGAUGAGACAAGGCUGGACUUGGGAUAAAGACCCAAACUUUUUCCAAAGGUACAUGAAUGCGAUCUUUGGACCAUCCCAAUGUAAAAGGGCGCCCUCCAACGGGAGGUCGAGGGCCGACUCUUAUCUAAGUAGUGACGAACAAACGACGACCGCACCAAGUUCUAUUGAGCCCCGGUCCUCAGACAUUACUGUGACCUCAUGGCCCUUGCAUAUGAACAAGUUAAUGCCUGGCACCUCAAAGCCAAACAUGGACGACUACGAAGUUUUGCCCAGUGGGAAGAUUUUAAAGAAGGAUCUGCUCGCUGAGGAAGCGAACGAGGAAACACAGGCAAUGUCACAGUCCCAACACUCAGAUCCUGCGAGUUCUGAAACCAACAGCGGGACAAUAACGAGGAAGAUUACUAAGAAAUUGAGAUUUAAAUCUGAUGAAGUCACGGACGAGGAGGCUCACAAAAUUAUACAGGAAAGGUUGAAGAGUCUCGAAUGA
This is a messenger RNA of Huiozyma naganishii CBS 8797, 4965 nucleotides long. It is a transcript of the gene DNF3, whose product is annotated as aminophospholipid-translocating P4-type ATPase DNF3. Gene Ontology annotation, biological process: post-Golgi vesicle-mediated transport; endocytic recycling; phospholipid translocation. The record is from RefSeq and is a predicted model, not a curated record. NCBI's taxonomy places the organism in Eukaryota, Fungi, Ascomycota, Saccharomycetes, Saccharomycetales, Saccharomycetaceae. Bases 1 to 4965 code for a protein of 1654 amino acids. The transcript has a single exon. Gene Ontology annotation, cellular component: plasma membrane. Gene Ontology annotation, molecular function: ATPase-coupled intramembrane lipid carrier activity; ATP hydrolysis activity; magnesium ion binding.